CAAAGCAGCCAUGCAAGGUUGACAGCUAUCAAGAGGGGGGCUAUACACGCACGACUGAGUUGAUCUGUUAUAAACAUUACUGACUAGUACGCUUCGUGUUCGAUUAUGGCUAGCGACAGCUCYGAGAAAGCAAAAGAGGCAGCUGCUAAUASUGAUAGAAAGCUGGUUCUGUYUGUAGGCUUCGUGAAUAUGCUUUGCCUCGUCGGGUUUGGCUACUGGCUUAACACAACAUCCCUUCCGACUCCAGACUUGCCAACAACGGCUGAUCGACUUGCUUUUGCCUUGAAAUGGCAAUCGYUAUCUGUUUUGACGGUURUAGCAGGAAUCAUAUGGGUUGGUAACACAAGAUUUCKCACUCCAGCUAUAAACCCGUUAGAUCCAGCAGGGAAAAAAUACGUGGAGAUUCCUGUGAGAUACCUAAGCAACACAACAGAGCARUUCUUGAUGCAUUUUGUUGCUUGUUUGACCCUCGCCGUCCAUCUGCCGCCCAACAAGAUGAUGGCAUUGCCUUUGYUGACUGCUUGGUUUGUAGUAGCUCGAAUUGUCUUUGCAAUUGGGUAUUCWAUCCGUCCCAUCUUCAGAUCUCCUGGAUUCUCAUUUACAUUCUCGCCAACAGUUGUCUCUCUUGUUUACUGCAAUUAUUGCUUGUAUGUGGAAUAUCUGAAGUGAAUAGACAGGCUAUGCAAAUACCGUACACUGACAACCACACUUGGCUGAAUACAGACGAGAAAGACUACUUCACAUUUGACUUAUCGUAUAUCAAUAGUCGGCUCAACCGAUAGAUCGAUAAACUGAAAAACUUUUAGAGAAAAACUGACGCUUUUAGAGCGCUUACUCGAGUUGCAACAUAGAACAUUCAUGUCAUAAACUAAAGACAUUCAUUUCAGAAGACUCAGGACUUUAUAUAGUAACAGAUCUAGAGSCUUUGCUAUAACAAAUAUUUCCACUUCUUUCAAAAAUCCCGAAAAUCCAUUUUGAGUUUUCUUUGCAAAAUGCAAGUAUUUUUUUCUGUAAGGAGUAUAUUUUUUGAAAGUAUAAAGGCAUAUGCUUUGUAUAAGAACAUGAAGUUGUCAUGUUAUGUCGAAUAAGAUUUUUGGCUUCUCUCUAACAAGUUUUUUUCAGCGAGUUUCCCAUGAUUCAAGAAACCUUUUGUACAAGUUUAUUUCCAAUCAUAGUUUGUYAUCUUUARUUUGUGAGAUUUCUACCAAACUUUUUCAUACAGCUUGGUUGUAUUGCACUAUUUAAGACAUUAAUUCAGA
Molecule: messenger RNA, 1259 nt
Organism: Exaiptasia diaphana
Lineage: Eukaryota; Metazoa; Cnidaria; Anthozoa; Actiniaria; Aiptasiidae
Exons: 2
Coding region: 106-669 (187 amino acids)
Biological process (GO): regulated exocytosis
Cellular component (GO): lysosomal membrane; trans-Golgi network membrane
Source: RefSeq, a predicted model, not a curated record